AUGGUUCACUCUAAAGCAAACGCGAAGAGUGACCAGAGGCGCAAGGGGUCCAAGCAAAAGCCGUUCAACAACGUCCGGACCAGAGUUGGGUCCUGCAAAGAGAGAGUCGCUGAUGUGUACAUCCGUUUCACGACAUACCGAAAAUGGCGAUUUGAAAGAUAUGACCAUAAGGUCGUGAAAUGGAGGGGUUUUAAGCUAAUAGGGAAGUACGAAAACAUCAAGAGUAUUCAAGAAGUAGCCAGAGUGGCUCAGGAAUACAUAAAAAGGAAACUAGCGACAACAGAUCUCGAAGAAGAAAUAUAA
Molecule: messenger RNA, 303 nt
Organism: Fusarium proliferatum ET1
Lineage: Eukaryota; Fungi; Ascomycota; Sordariomycetes; Hypocreales; Nectriaceae
Exons: 2
Coding region: 1-303 (100 amino acids)
Source: RefSeq, a predicted model, not a curated record